CCUUCCCACCAGACUCUUCAGCACCCCAAGCCCCAUCCCGCCAUCCGGUCGUAGACGACGCCUCCAGAGCAGGGUCUUCUACGCACCUCUAGCCCCCCCCCUGCCACAUCUCACGGUGAUGCGCUUCUGGGCCAAUUCAUACGAUCGAACAUACGCUGUAUGGAAUCUUCCCGGCGCAGUGAACGGCAUCUCCGAUUUGGAGAAAUAUGUCCGCUCAUUCGACUGGCCCCCAUCAGAAGAUGUUCAGAAAGAGUAUGAGGUCCCAGCCGGUGUCCGCAUGGGUCUUCUCUUCGACUAUCUGAGUUGUGACUUGAAUCUGUCCCGGUGGAUGUUGAUGUGGGGACCCAAAGCCCCAAUUUCGCUGGUGCAUGUGUGGGGAGAUGCGUUUGCCGAGGUCUAUGAACGCGCUGCUGCCGAAGGCGGUUUGGUGAUUAUGACGGAUGAGGUGAUUUGGUCGCGCAGUUAUAAAGAUCUCCCGUGGACGUCGAAUGUAACGAAUCCGAGGAAUAAUAUUGUGGCAGAAUAUCAGCAGCUUGGGCUGAUACGGCCUGGGGGCAAGGAUCCAUCCUACAUCAUGCGAGUGAAGCCAGUGGGAAGAGGUCAUUUUGGUUAUCCUCCUCCCCUGGAUUGGGUUGAGCCUGAGCAGGUUCCUGAACCUGUGGAGUUGCCUGCUUUGCAUACUUUGCAGUUGUCUCAUUCUAAUGAGGAUUUGUUGGUUACUGGGCAUUGAUAUGGCGGUCGCUUGAUGUACAGAGCUUUGUCGGAUAUCCAGGAUGUGAUUCGAAUGGAAGGUUGAGCCGGAGAUGCAUUAUUGCACGUGAAUAA
Aspergillus sclerotioniger CBS 115572 is the source of this 825-nucleotide messenger RNA. RefSeq lists its product as uncharacterized. NCBI's taxonomy places the organism in Eukaryota, Fungi, Ascomycota, Eurotiomycetes, Eurotiales, Aspergillaceae. The transcript is spliced from 2 exons. The coding region runs from base 119 to 730 and encodes 203 amino acids. The record is from RefSeq and is a predicted model, not a curated record.